GCCCACCGCUCCCCAAAACUCACCCAGCACCCCGCGAGUUGGAUGUGUGAGCAGUCAAGGCAGCAGCGAUGGGCCAGUGAAGAGCGUUGGCGUUAAUCCGAGAGGAGCUUGGACGUGUGGACAAGAUGUGACCGGGGUUCCGCCCACCUUUGCCUCCGGAGGGGCUGGGUGACAGGUGCACCUGUCGCAGCACCACCGCCGAAGGGCGCCAUGAAGCCGCCGGCGAAGAAAAAGAAAACGGAAGACCCCGAGCUGGAGCCGCUGUGCUGCUGCGAGUACGUAGAUCGGACCGGGGAGAGGAACCACGUGGCCGCUUGCUUGUGUGACUGCCAGGAUCUUGACGAAGGCUGCGACAGAUGGCUAACGUGUAAAUCAGCGCGGCCAGAGACUUGCGAAAGAAUCCUCGACACAGUUUCCGAUCGCCUCCGAAUCCCUUGGCUUAGAGGAGCCAAGAAAGUUAAUAUUAGCAUCAUUCCUCCCCUGGCACUUCUGCCUGUCUUCCUUCAUGUGGCUUCCUGGCACGUCCUGCUGGGGGUGGUGGUCCUGACCUCCCUCCCGGUGCUGGCACUGUGGUACUACUACCUCACACACAGAAGGAAAGAACAGACCCUCUUUUUCCUGAGCCUUGGACUGUUCUCUCUGGGCUACAUGUACUAUGUGUUUCUGCAGGAAGUGGUCCCCAAGGGGCGUGUGGGGCCCACUCAGCUGGCUGCCCUUACCUGCGGCCUGUUUCUGAUACUCUUAGCCUUGUAUAGAGCCAAGCAGAAUCCAGGCUACCUCAGCGAUGCAGCAAGCAAUGACAGGUCCCUAAUCGAAUGUCUGAACAAAAAGGGGCAGGAGAAGACCAAAGGGUGCCCUGCCACAGAGGCCGCAGGGAGCCUCAACAACCGCACGCCGAAGGACGAGCCUAAGGGCUACUCCAGGAUGGCGGCGGGCAGCCCCGCCAAAGUGAAGGAGGACUGGUGUGCCAAGUGCCAGCUGGUGCGACCUGCCCGGGCGUGGCACUGCCGGAUAUGCGGUAUCUGUGUAAGGAGAAUGGAUCACCAUUGUGUCUGGAUAAAUAGCUGCGUUGGAGAAUCAAAUCAUCAAGCAUUUAUACUUGCCCUCUUGAUCUUCUUGCUCACUUCGCUGUAUGGGAUCGCGCUGACCUUGGACACCAUUUGUAGAGACAGAAGCAUCUUCACAGCUCUCUUCUAUUGUCCUGGAGUUUAUGCCAACUACAGCUCUGCCCUAUCCUUCACCUGCGUGUGGUACUCGGUGAUCGUGACAGCGGGCAUGGCGUACAUCUUCCUCAUUCAGCUGAUAAACAUCAGCUACAACGUGACCGAGAGGGAAGUCCAGCAGGCCCUUCGACUGAAGACGGGACGCCGGCUCCUCUGCGGGCUCAUUGUGGACCCGGGCCAGUACAACAGGGGCUUCCUGCGGAACUGGCUGCAGUUCUCCACCCUGGGCACACGUGUGGGCCAGCCCCCGGCCGAGGACAUCGUGUGAAGUGCCUUCCCUGGUCCCUUCCAUCUUCAGUGACCACACGGGAUCUUCGUCUCUGUUACCCUGUCUCUUACGGCAUUGCAGGGCCAUGCUCAGGUUUGGAGAGUGGGCUGGAGAGAAGUUCUCUGACUUCUGAAUUUAAGGGAUCUUUCUAUCGAAGCCGAAAAAGUAGAGCCAUUCCUUUCCAAGUAACCUUUGUGACUCCAGUCACCAGAAGUUGAAAAGGAUGUGUAUUGCGCAUGCACAAACCUACAGAAGCAAUUCUUGUCUAUUCAUGUAGGGAAGCGUCUGGGAUCAGGACAGUCCCUUUCUCCGUUUUUAAUAGCCAUGUGACCCUUGGUAGAGUCACUUUCCCAAGUCUCAGGUUCGUCUGGAAUGUGAGGUUCUGCCUGGAUACCUCACAGAGCUGUCUUGAGAGCCACGUGAGAGAUGAGGGGCAUGGGAAAGCACUACAGGACAACUCAGCGUCCAGAGGUAUGAAGUAAUUGUGAGAAAACUCCCAAGACUGAAGAAAAAUGUUUGUAGAUCAGAAUAUUGCAGCCAAUAUUAUUAACGCAGUUGGUACAGCUCCUGGGAGUUGUUAAGUGUUCAAAGUGAACUGUUUUCAUGGGGUAGGUAGGAGAAGGAGAGGACUGAUGCUGGUCAUCUGAUCUUGAAACGACAAUUGAUGACAAUGAUAAAGAUGGUGUGUCAUGGUCAUCAGGUUAGGUGAUGCAUUUUUAGACUUUUUUGUUUUUAACCAUAUAGGAAUUGUCACAACCAACUACAGUAGGCAAUGUUUUCCUCCUUCCAUGUUUCAUCUGGUGAGGUUUCUGGAAGAAGAGACUGUCAUAUGGGAGUGCUCGACUCUUUACUGGAGAGGGAAGUCACUCAAUUUCAAGGGCUUGAUAUUUUAAAAUUCUUGUUCAUAUGAGUAUUUCAAGUGCUGUCAGUUUAUAGCACUAAGUGAUGCAAAAAUCCGUCUUGCAGCAUCUAUGUCAUUCUGGCAUGAACUUUCUCUAAGGAGGUGAGUGUCGCCUUCCUACUUAACUUGCACAUAACUUCUCAUUCACCCUUCCCUCCAUAAAAGUAUCUCACUAGGAGAGAAAAAAACAGGGUAUAUGUGUUUCCAAUAAUUAAUUAUUGUCUUCUUUCUCUUCUCCAGAUAAAUUGCUUCUUUAAUCCUAUCGCAAAACCGAAAAUCAUGAAAAAGGAAAUAUUCCUUUAGAAUGAGCCAUUCUGCCUGCCUCAGAGAUGAGGGAAAUUCAGAUAGGGAAAAUACUCUCUUAAGCUGUCUGGUUUAAACUUGUAUUGUUCUGCAAUCCCAAAGAUAAUUUGUGAGCCCUUAAAUUUGCCUUGGCCUAUUCCUUUUUUUUUUCUUGAGGUAGGGUCUCGCUCUAGUCCAUGCUGACCUGGAAUUCACUAUGUAGUCUCAGGGUGGCCUCAAACUCAUAGCGAUCCUCCUACCUCUGCCUCCCAAGUGCUGGAACCUGUUCCUUAAUACAUAAGAGUGCUCACUUUUUUUUUUUUUUGUGGUCAUUUUGUGCCUGUUGCUUUAACAAUAGAUUCCUAAGGAUUUAGCAGAAACACUGCAGCUUCCAGAAAUUCUAGCUAGUGUCACUCAUAGCCUUGCCAUUACGUGCAGUGGUCCUGAAGACAGUCGCCACGUUUCAUUGAGGCUUGUCAGCGCUCUCCCCCGAGAUGGGCCACUUAAGGAACGAUGGACUCCAUAUUGCGCCGAGGUGACCAGGGAACGAGCCCAGGACAUCAGCAGUAGACGCUGUGGUUUCUACAGUGAUGCCGUCUCCCUGGCCCAGAGCCAAGCAUCGUUUAGAGUGAAAGUUGGCUCAAAUAGAACUAACCUCUUUCCGUGUGGGUUUUAGAUAAGAGUGAUGGUAGUCAUGUCAAAGACAGCGUAUGUAGGCACAAAUUGGUAGUUUUCAUGUCUCUUGAAUGCCAGCUAUCUAGCCGACUCAGAUCAUCUAGCAAUCGCUAACGAAACUCCCAGAAAUGGUAUUGCCAGUAAUUGUAGCCUGGCAGUUCUCUGACAAUUAACAAAAAAAUGUGAUGUGAUGAAAGUGACUGGUACAAAAAGUCCAGUCACUGGGGAGAAUUAGGAAUGGUCUCCACCUCUCCUAACAAUUCACCCCUGUCAAGGCUACCUGGAUGAGGUGACUGAGUUUCCCUCAUUCUGAUUCUUUGUACAGUGUGUGACUCACUGGAGUGAAGAGGCUUAAAUUCCUUGAAAACUCCUAUUUGGCAGCGUACAGAAGAAAGCCUAGACUUGUAGGGAGACCAUUGGUUCCGUGGGUAACAGCAUUCUAAAGUGACUGCACUUGGUAGAGGAGCAACAUGAGCUGUUGGUGAGCAGGGCACCGUGGCCCUGGAGCUCCCUUGGCACAUAGACUUCCGAGCCUUUUCAUGAACUGGACCUACUGGAGAUAUUUCACUUGGGGCCUUGGUGUUCUGCAGGUGGUAGAGCAUUUAACUGUGGGCUCUGUGGAUGGAUUGUUACAAACAUCUAGUGGUGGUGGUAAAUUGCCCUGUGAACCUGUAAACCAGUCAUGGGUCAUGGGGGAGCAACAACUACCCCCAAACGUGAUUCCAAACAGGCAGGUCCAGAUCCUCAAGAGAUCCAGAGUCUAUCGUAAGAAACAGACUGGAGUUGGAGUGUAAAAAUUAUCUGUUGCAUUUUGAUAAUCAUCACCGCAUUGUGUGCUUUCCUGGGGAACAGGACCCAUUUAAAAGAGCCAAGGGAAUUAAAAUGCUUCUCAGAAUGUUGGCACAGUACUUUGUGGUUCUGGCUGGCCACUGCUGACGGGAGCGGCACUGGUGAUGUGUGUGGCGGGCUCUUUUGCUGCUGAAGUAAAGCCUUACUUGGGUGCUGGGGACAGCGCUGCUCUUCCGCCUUGGCACAUCGGCGUCUAGGGUGCCAUCCGUCUUGGCUCUCUCCAAGCAGUGCUUUCCUGUGGUGAGUGAAGUGGUUUUUGUCUUCCGCUGUACCCGCUGCCAGGAAGAAAGACUGCCGCAAACACUGUCUUACGGAAUUGUCCUUGGUACUUCUGAUCAUUUUAACAAGCAAACAUUUUCUAUAUAAGCUUCUUCCACUGCCAGAAUGUGCGAUGCCAUUAAGAGCCUAUGUAAUAGUGGUCAUCUGCUUAGCAGACUUACUUCCUCUGGGUGGGACAUUAGCCUUUAUUACAAAGCUCACCUAAAAGAAGCAGAAACACCUCUAGAAGCACAGUUUUAACCAUGGUGUUUAAAGAUUACUGCUCUGUGAGAUGGAAUGGUCCUGUUAGACUAGGUGAGCUAGGGAUAUGACUUAACUUCAAUUAGUCAUUUUUUGGUACCUUGUGUUUUGAAAGGGAGAAUUUUCUCAAGCAACAGAUGAGCUUUCUGCUUGAGGUACCUGUCUGGAAUCAGGCUUUUCAGCAGCAACUUGGCAGGUGUGCCAUUUCGUGUGAACCACUGCAAAGACUGUGCCAGGGAGAAUGAAAACCGUGUUAAAUUCAAUACCAAGUGACAUUCAGUAUGUUCUUGUGGAUGUCUGCUAUGAUUCAUAAAACUUCUUGCAGAAUCAGCUGAAUUUAAUCCUGUUGCUAAUGGACAGUCAUUCAUGCUGCACUUGGCACUCAACAUUUAAGGGAAGUACAAACAGCAAGACGAAAACCGAAUUGCUAAGGGAGGAACACGGUUAAUGGAGACGUGGCUAUCUACAAAGAGGGCUUGUGACUUCGUACUGCCCAAGUCUUCCCGACAGCACUUUUCACCUUUAGAAAUUCAUAUUUAAUAGGCGAAGCUUUAAAAGCUGAGCUAGCCUACUGUAACUAAUGCAAGUGAAAUUCUGUAUUCCUUCAGGUCGAGCCACGGAUAGAACGCUGUGCUGCAGCGUAGGUGAGCUCAACUCGUGAGCCUACGGUCUGGGUGAUUAGAUGGUUUGAGUUGUUAGGGCUUUGAGGCCUUUUCAUUUGAUCGUAUUUCUGGGUCUGAUGCCAGAUUAAAGGAGACCCAGUAAUAAGUAAUAAUAACUCACUACUUAACAUAACUGGCCCAAUGACAUUUAAUAGGACUUCCCAAGCCUAGAUGACAGCCAUGGGCUAAACAUUUUUGCACUGUUUUUAUACUUAUAUUCAUAGCCUUUUAAUCACCUCAGACUUAGACACAAAGCCUUUUAAAUGGAGAUUUUACAACCUACUGCCAUUUGUGUAAAAUAAUGUCCUGUGACCAUGUUGUUUAAAUGGAAAAUAAAGUGCUUUCUUUAAGGA
Messenger RNA from Jaculus jaculus (lesser Egyptian jerboa), 5732 nucleotides. RefSeq names its product zinc finger DHHC-type palmitoyltransferase 23 (gene Zdhhc23). The transcript is spliced from 5 exons. The coding region runs from base 211 to 1491 and encodes 426 amino acids. Gene Ontology annotation, biological process: peptidyl-L-cysteine S-palmitoylation; protein targeting to membrane. The record is from RefSeq and is a predicted model, not a curated record. Lineage: Eukaryota; Metazoa; Chordata; Mammalia; Rodentia; Dipodidae. Gene Ontology annotation, molecular function: protein-cysteine S-palmitoyltransferase activity. Gene Ontology annotation, cellular component: Golgi apparatus; endoplasmic reticulum.